Molecule: messenger RNA, 336 nt
Organism: Rotaria sp. Silwood1
Lineage: Eukaryota; Metazoa; Rotifera; Eurotatoria; Philodinida; Philodinidae
Source: the annotation of a GenBank genome assembly
AUGAAUAAUUCAGCAUUUAAUUUUUCACUUAUACUUAUGAGACCCGAAUAUCGUGAACAAAUUGAUCCAAAAUAUAAGAAAAAAAUUGAAGCACUUGUUUGUUGUCAACUUGCAUUACCUUAUUGUAUUGUUACUGGAGCUCAUGUUAUUCGAGAAGAUUUAUCUUUAUGUCCAUCAUGUAAUUUUCCGGCAAUUUAUUCAGAAUUUUUAAAAUAUCGGAGUACAGCUGAUAUAUGUCCGAUGUGUACAACAAAAAUUGAUGCAUUACGUAUUAUGAAACUUGAUAGUGGAGCAGCCGUAGAUAGUUUUCGUACACAAUCAUCGGAUAUGUCUUGA